AUGACUAGGCCUACCAUCAUCCGCGCGGAUACAAUCGAUUUGCAGCAGCAGAGUCCCCCGUCGGCCAAGGACCACCACCGCCUGCUCGAGUCUGCCUCGGACUACUCCCUCUCUCCCAUCGCUCCGCACCAGGCCGAGACCCUCCGCGAGGUCGCUCACGAGACCGCCGAAGAGGAAGCCCAUAGCCCAAGGGCUUUAUGGAUGAGUGGAAAGGGCAGCAGACCCGGUGACGCCCAGUCGCAAGAGCACGGCGCCUACUCGGGCUCCGGUGGCGCCCAACCCGGAGACCUCGCCGGGGGGUCCACCACUGCCGACAUGUAUGACGACGAUCUCGACCACCAGGAUGACCUCGCUAUUUCUCAGAAUGACGGCACCUCAUCGUCUUCGGACGAAGGCGACCUCGACGGCGAUGGCGACCUCGACGAAGAUGACAUGAUGGACAAGAUCUCGAGCUCUCCUUCAAUCGAAGAUGAGGACAUCGAUUUCGAGUUCGUUUACGCGCUGCAUACCUUUGUGGCUACCGUCGAAGGCCAAGCAAAUGCGACCAAGGGCGACACCAUGGUGCUGCUGGAUGACAGCAACAGCUACUGGUGGCUGGUGCGAGUGGUCAAGGACAGCAGUAUCGGAUAUCUGCCUGCCGAGCACAUCGAGACGCCGACGGAGAGACUGGCCCGCUUGAACAAGCACAGGAACAUCGACCUUUCAGCCACGAUGCUGGGCGAUCAGGCGCAAAAACCCAAGAAUUCCUUCAAGGCCAUCCGCAGAAGGCGCAAGACAGUCACCUUUGCUGAACCAACCUACGUCAACUAUUCCGAUUUCGAUUACUCCACCGAGGACGAUGAUGGCGACGAACUAUUUAGCCCCAGUGCGCAGCAGUCGGCAGAUCAGCACAAGCAGGAUAGCUCGACCGACGACCUAAUCGGCGACGAUGGCGCUAAAGUCGAACCUCUAAAGACCCGGGCGAGCAAGGAAGACGCUAUGGCAGAGGGCUCGAAAGAAGAGGUCGACGCCGAAGAGGCCAGAGAGGGCGACGACGCUAUUGACAACCAGGCGGGCGGUCCCAGCAGGUCGCGAAACGGCACAGUUAGGAACACCGACUCUUUCUUCAAGGACGAAAGUCUCGAAACCAAGAAGAUAACGCUCACCCCCAACCUGCUGCGAGAUGACAACACCCCUCGAGAGUCGACGGAAUCCGCCACCCGGGAUGCAAAGGCGAGGACCAGCCUGGAUAAGUUGGAAAAGGAACUCGUCCCGGAUAAGAAGAAAAGCAAGGACAAGGAUAAGAAGGAAAAGGAAAAGGAAAAGAAGCCGAGCGCCAUCCGAAGCUUCUUCUCGAGAAAAGAUAAAAAGAAGGUGUUCGAAGAUGACGACGAGUCGAUUGGCAAGCGGUCCAUGGACACCACUUCCGAGUCGCGUGACAGCGAGGAUCGCAUGGUGGAAGACCAGGCCUCUCCCGACAAGCCCGGCAGCACCCAUCGGAACUCGAGCAGAUUGCAGAAACCGCCCCCGGCGAGCAAGGCGCCCAAGUCUGUUGAGCUCGCGUCCUACUUGGCCGAGGGGCGCACAAACGACGUGUCCAACGUGCCGCCAGCGUCCAUGCGCAUCGUCCACCCCGACACUCGGGAGACGCAGGAGCGAUCCGGCUCCGUGGCUGCCGCCCCGCGAGACGAAAAGUCUGCCACCUCCAAGCUUGUGAACGCUCGGAGCUCAAGCGCUGGUCCGGAUUCUAGGGGGCAAAAGACGGUCAAAGCCAAGACGCGAGAGCUGGACGGCUCGGACGAUUCCGAGGCAGAAGGGUCUGGCAAGGGAUGGCAAGGCGGAUCGAAUGAUUCUACGAUAUCCCAGGCGGCUGGCGAUCAACAAAACAGCAGUCGCUCAACACCAGCGACCGCGCACGACAAGACGUCCACCCCGCCGCCGCAACCGCUGCCGGGCCACACGGAGCGGACGCAGACGUUGCAGGCUCAAGAAUCUCCCGCCCACGUAUCCAGUCCGCCCCCGCUUGUCGUCGAUACGUCAUCGCCAGAGGCCGAUUCGCCCGAAGCCUCGCCGUCUCCUGACCAGACGCAGGCCGCGCGUGGCGGCCAGCAAGUCGGCGGCUCGGCAAGCAAAGAGCCGAGCUGGGACGACACAAAGCUGCGAGCCUUUUUCGACGACACCGAUCAUAUCCGAGACCUGUUGGCGGUCGUCUACGACAAGACGGAUGUGGAGCCCGCCGGCAGUGACCAUCCGGUCAUGGGAGGGCUCUUUCGGGAGCAGAAUGCCAAGUUGGCCGAGAUUACCACGCAAUUGGAUAACAUGUUGGGAGACUGGCUGGCGAGAAAACAGCGUCUCCGAGGGACGAUAUAA
Molecule: messenger RNA, 2349 nt
Organism: Hirsutella rhossiliensis
Lineage: Eukaryota; Fungi; Ascomycota; Sordariomycetes; Hypocreales; Ophiocordycipitaceae
Product: RING finger domain-containing protein
Exons: 8
Coding region: 1-2349 (782 amino acids)
Biological process (GO): establishment or maintenance of actin cytoskeleton polarity
Cellular component (GO): microtubule cytoskeleton; cell tip
Molecular function (GO): protein binding
Source: RefSeq, a predicted model, not a curated record